Siniperca chuatsi (mandarin fish) is the source of this 1749-nucleotide messenger RNA. RefSeq names its product insulin-like growth factor-binding protein 6. The coding region runs from base 295 to 861 and encodes 188 amino acids. Gene Ontology annotation, molecular function: insulin-like growth factor I binding; fibronectin binding; insulin-like growth factor II binding. The record is from RefSeq and is a predicted model, not a curated record. Gene Ontology annotation, biological process: regulation of insulin-like growth factor receptor signaling pathway. Lineage: Eukaryota; Metazoa; Chordata; Actinopteri; Centrarchiformes; Sinipercidae. Gene Ontology annotation, cellular component: extracellular region. The transcript is spliced from 4 exons.
GGAAACGGGGUGUGCUCGGCUGUGUGGAAAUGAGAGGGAAAACUAACAUUCUCCAUCACGUACCCUCCCAUACCUUUCCCCCACUGGUUCGGGCUCUUUAAAAGCUGCUGCCAGUGGUGUCUGUCAGCCUCAUUAUCACUUUGUCUUGGCUUGAGGGAAUUACUAUCCACCUUGCGACACACAGGCAAACUGCAGUCGGUGGAUCUAAACUAAGAUCAACAGAUCAACAAUCAACAAGUCAGUUGUAGGUGGCUGGACUGUUAGCAUUUAUUAGUGGACAACUUUCAGUGUGAGAUGCUUUUGUAUCUAAACAUCCUGCUGCUGCUCCUCCUGCAGCCGGCUCUGUCGAGCCCAGUGCCGCUGACCACACCGUCCAGAGGAUGUCCCACCUGUAAAUCAAAGUCCACACCGACUCAGCCGUCUGUAGAUUUAAACGCAACCUCUCUGGCCGUUGGAGAACCAUGUGGGGUCUACACUCUGAGCUGCGCCCACGGUCUACGUUGUGCACCUCCAGAGGAUGAGCCGAAGCCCCUCCGUGCCCUGCUGGAAGGCAGGGGAGUCUGCAGUAACGGCAGCAGCAUCAGCCCGACUGAAAAUAGCCAUACAGACCCAGCACCCACUGAGGAUCCAGAUGAGGCGCCAUGUCGCAAACUGCUAACUACACUUAUCAAAGGUCUUGAUGCCCAUUUAUUUAACUCACGUCAUGAUAUCUACAUGCCCAACUGUGACAAGCGUGGUUUCUUCAGAAAGAAGCAGUGUUGGUCUUCUCGAGGUAAGCGGCGGGGCAAGUGCUGGUGUGUGGAUCCCAAUGGCAUGCCAGUCUCCUCAAACACUAAACAGAAGGGCGGCCUGAGUUGUUAAAAUGCAUGAAGCCUGGACUGAAGCAGAGGAGACUGAAGCUUCAUUACCGAUAUGAGAUAAAAGAUGAAGGAACACCACACAGAGUCUAAAGGAGCUCGACACAGUCUCACAUUUCAUUCUCCACCUGCCAGAAGCAGCUCUCCACCAAUGAGAAGCUGCUUUGAAAUCAGGUUUAACUUUGUCUCCUUGCGCCCUCUACUGAAUAUAUUAGGACUUUUAUAUAUAUUAUAUUAGGAUACUAUACUGUCUCAAAUUCAUAUCAACGUGAAAUUAUCCAGCCAAGUGAGCAACCAGUUGAGGCAAUCUGUAGUAACCUGAAAUGUCUCUUGCCCAAUAACUUAACUCUGCACCCAAAGUUUGGGCUACACUCAACUUGUUCAUCUUUAAGUUUCAACAUUUCAGCUCUAUUUGUUUCAGGAACAAUAUGAUUUGGAUAAAUGUAUCGUAUUUAUGCAUAUAUUUUAUAGUAUUUUCAUAGUAUUUUUUACUUCAAAACCACUGUAACUGUACCACUGUAAUUACUGUACAUACUCUCUAGAUGUAAUCCUAUUUAUGUUACUUUGAAUAUGAUAUUAUAUUUAUGUUAAUAUUGCUGGUAAUUUGAAUAAGUAAUUUAUCAGUGGUUGUCCAUAAGAGCAGACACCUGAGGUAUUAUUUGAAAAACCUGAUUUUCUAAUGCAGAAUUAGACGGGGGCAUUAUUAGUAUGACUUUCUUUUUUGGCAUUCAUCAAGAAAGAUUGGCUCUUGAACAAUAAGAGGAGGAAUGUUAAACUGAUGGGCAACAUUGCAAACAUGUCCAUGAGAGACUUUGUAGACGCUUUGUGGGUUUUGUGCAUUUACACAACAUUUUGUUACCUUUUUUUAAAUAAAAAUGACUUUGCUCAAGAA